Dreissena polymorpha is the source of this 1212-nucleotide messenger RNA. RefSeq names its product cadherin-like and PC-esterase domain-containing protein 1. NCBI's taxonomy places the organism in Eukaryota, Metazoa, Mollusca, Bivalvia, Myida, Dreissenidae. Bases 135 to 1136 code for a protein of 333 amino acids. The record is from RefSeq and is a predicted model, not a curated record. The transcript has 6 exons.
AAUUAUUUAUAAUUUAGCAUCAGUUUUGUUAUUAAUUAAAAUCCGCAAGUAAAGUGUAGAUUUUCUUUUAUUCCACGUUACAGAGCCGGAAUAUAACGCUCGCGCUGGGAGAGACUGUUGUGCGUGUCUAUUUGAUGAACACGGACGAAACAGUAGCCAGUACAGCCACAAUAACAUUUCAUCGGCGAGGAAGACUUGACCAUGGGUUCUUGAACGAAACCGACUUGUGUGGAUUCAAACAGGAUUGCGACCUUCUAUAUGCGCCAAAUGAAAGAUGCGGCUAUAUAAAGACGUCCACAGCUAAUAUAUUGCCUCCGUGCAGGGCAGGAGAUAACCCAGGACAUUGGGUGGUUCCCUGUACUGACUGCAAGACAGGUGAAGGAUGUACGUGGAGCCGGGCCACGUGGCAACCAGUCGGCUGCUCGUAUCAACAGUUUUCUAGACGACGCCUUCAACAAUGCCUUCGUGGUCGGAAACUCCUUUUCAUUGGCGAUUCAACCAACAGGGGUAUUGCUAACUACAUAAUUGAGCAGACGAACGACACUUUACAUGAUUGGGAUAAAACUCACACCACGCGGUUAUACCAAAAUGUGAAUAAUAACCGGACACAGGUGGCGUUCUCGUAUUAUCCGCACUUCUGGCUGCCUGUCACUCAUAGGCCGUCAUUUAAAAAAGUCCUCUAUCAGCUCUUUAAAAGGUCGCUGCCAUUAGAAAACAAUACAAACACAGUAUUAGUUGUCGGAGGCGUACAGUGGAUCUCAAAGCAGCACAUUGAUCUCAUAGCAGAAGCAUUGCAGAGAAAAGGCUUAUCCGGAAUAAAAACUGUCAUAAAGGGCCUAGGGGCAGGGUUUCAUCUUCCGGUGGAAUCAAUGCGCUACGUUCCUCCUCAAAGCUAUCCGGAACUGUAUCGCAGGGAGGCGGAAGUACUUGCAUACGCAAUGCAGCACGGGUUCCACGUUGCCGCCACAUUUUCUAUGACAGCGUCACGGCACCGGGAUUUCCUGGAAGGGCAGUGCGCUUGCCAUUUUCACAGGGUUCGCAAGAUAGUGGCUGCAGGAGCUACACACGGUCGCUACAUCGUCGAAGGAGAAGUUAACACAGCCUAUUCGCAGAUAAUUCUCAAUCAGAUCUGUUGAUGUCUUCUUAAAACGUGUUAUUUAUUGUUUGUUAUCGUUGAUUUAUUGAUGCAAAUGUUAUUUAUUUAAAUAUUUA